ACCUUCAAGUUGGAAAACUUGGAAGUCACUUUUUGUGAAUCUAUUGAAAUACUAGACGUUUCACCGUUUAUCCAUCUAAGGACAUUAUCCGUCGAUUUUUGCUGGAAUUUACUUGAAGUUCGAGGUCUUGAUAAAUUGAAAUAUUUGGAAUCCUUGAUUGUAGUGAACGUUAAAUGUUGUGAAAACCUCGUCGAAAUUCAAGGUCUCGAUUGCUUGGAAAAGCUGAGUAUCUAUCGGUGCGCUUCAAUUGAAAGGCUAGACCUUUCAAAAUCCAGGAGUAUGAAAAUAUUAGACGCUAUAGAAUGCGCAAAAUUAGCCGAAAUUCAAGGCGUCGAUAGGUUGGAGUCCUUGGAACGGUUGAGUAUCUCCGGGUGCGCUUCAAUUGAAAGGUUGAACCUUCCAAAAUCUGAUAGUCCGAGGAUAUUGGAUGUUGCGGAUUGCAAAAACUUGAGGAUAUUGGAUGUUGCGGAUUGCAAAAACUUAAUCCAAAUUCAAGGCCUUGAUAGGUUGGAGUUCUUGGAAGAGUUGAAUCUCUAUGGGUGCACUUCGUUUGAAAGGCUACCCAACUUAUGUUGUUUUGACUACUUGAAAAGUUUGAAUAUCAACGAUCGUGACAAGCUUCAAGACAUACAGAGCCUAGAGAGAUUCCCAUCCCGCAAAAGUUUAUUUAUUGAAGGUUGCAAGUCCUUAGCAAAAUUACCAAACUUGUCAAGUUUUCAUGGUUUACGAGAAUUGUUCCUGUCAAACUGUCAUGAACUUCGAGAGAUCCCAGGGCUUGAGGAGUCAAUAUCUCUAGAACGUAUUACUAUCUCAGGAUGUUCCUUGAUUGAGAUCUUACCGGAUUUGUCAUCAAGUACCCGCUUGAUGAGCCUGAUUGUGCAAAAUUGCGAGAAAUUGAUUGAGCUUCGAGGGCUCGAGAAAUUGGAGCAGCUAGUGGAAUUGGACAUUUCUGAAUGCAAGUCUCUCAAAACAAUUCCGGAAUUGUCCGGAACACAGCUUUAUCAAAAUUACGAGAAAAAGCCAUCUCCAUUGAUCAGACGCAUAGAAUUUGGAUAG
This is a messenger RNA of Rhodamnia argentea, 1056 nucleotides long. Its product is annotated as putative adenylate cyclase regulatory protein. NCBI's taxonomy places the organism in Eukaryota, Viridiplantae, Streptophyta, Magnoliopsida, Myrtales, Myrtaceae. The transcript is spliced from 2 exons. The record is from RefSeq and is a predicted model, not a curated record. The annotation marks the transcript as partial.